CUGAUUUUGGGGGGAGGUGGGGGCAAUUUUGGUAAUAAUAGUGCAAGUACUUCGUCGGCGAUGAUUUCGGGGUUGGGGAAUUAUGGGAAUCUUUUAGUGGAGCCGUUGCCGGGGUUGAAGCACGAUACGGGGUUGGCUGUUGAUUGGUCUUUCAAUGAGCAGGCGAUUCUGAAUGAUGGUCUCAUCAAGUUUGCUGAUGAGCAGGGUAUGAUGAAGUAUGUUAAAAUUGCUGCGUCUUUGCCGGAGAAGACAGUAAGGGACGUUGCAUUGAGGUGUAGGUGGAUGGCUAAGAAGGAAAAUGUGAAACGGCGGAAGAUGGAAGAAACUUAUGCAGCAAAGAAGAUCCAAAACAGAAAGGAAAAGAUGACGGAUUCUUCUACAAAAGCAAAUAUGCGUUUUGUUCCGCCGGACAAUAUGGCUGCAUAUUCCUUCAUGUUGCAAAAUUCAAAUUACAACAACCGAUUUUCUUAUGAAGUGCCUGUCAUUGACGGUGUGACGCAGCGGCUACUGGACGAAAAUAUUCAAGUUCUUAACCAGAUUUCAACUAAUCUCUCGACAUAUAAGCUGCAUGAUAACAUUGAACUCUUUUCAAGGACAAGCAAUAACAUCACAGCCAUUCUCAGCAGCAUGUGUCAAGCACCUGGAAUAAUGAGUCAAAUGCCUCCGUUGCCGGUUUCAGUAAAUGAGGAUCUUGCAAGUUCCAUUCUACCGGGUACAAGUCAGGCACCAAUAUACGGGGCACCCAGUGGUAUCGGUCUUAAACAAGAACCAACAUGAUGACAUCGUGCUCUUAGUCCUGGGGUUCAUCAGGUCUGUGUAAUUACACUGCUUUCUUCUGUAAAUGUACGAAGUCGUGGGAGUUGUCUCUCUUUUGUGUAUCCUAGUUUGCAAGCUGAGGAAUUUAUAAAGUUCCCAUUUCGGAAUCAGAAGGAACACCAAACCUUAGGUAAUAAAGCCUCCUCAUGAUCCCUAGGCUUUGAGCACAGCCUCUGAGAUUUAUAUCUCUGGCUUCCAUGUGUAAAGAAAGCCCCUCUAUGCUCCACAAGGGAAUGAAACUGUUUUUUCUGGACUUUUACUGUAUCAUCUUUUCCUCAUUGAUAGUUUACGAAAUUUAAACUAGGUAUAGCCAUCAGUUUGUAGCACCCAGCAAUGUACAACAAGGGCAACAAUUUUAUUUUAUUUUACUUUAUUUUUCUGAUCUCACUUUUUCUCUACAUUUUGGCCUAGAGGUAUCUUCCUCUUUCUCCCCUUGGAGCCGGCUUGCAGUUUGAAUGAAUUGAAUGUGAUUUCGUUAUGAAACAACUUGUGCUUACAGUUGUCUUCUUGAUAUGCUGACUUUGUUAUCUUUGCCGAAAUCACGCCAAGAGUUCCUAAACUCUACUGUCAAAAGUUGCAGUAUUUUGAUUCAUAAAGGCAUUCCCUUCUUUGAAUGUGGAUUGAGCGUCUAUUGUUGUUGCUGUUUUGUUGAUGAAAAUGGAGAUUGUUAUGGAAAUUGUUGGUUGAGUUUCUAGAGGAUGAGCUUUGCUGAAGGCUGAGUCAGAGCUUUAUUGCUGAAAUUGAUGUUCCAUAUGUUUUCUUGAAAUUUUGAGUGGUUACGAAUGCAUGCAGAGGAUUGGAUAAGGCAUUUCUUUUUUCCUUUUUCUUUUCACUUGUAUCACAACUUGUCUCCAGAGGUGAAAAUAACUUUGAUUUAUGUAUGGUAUUUGGAAAAGUUAGGUGUUA
Asparagus officinalis (garden asparagus) is the source of this 1722-nucleotide messenger RNA. RefSeq lists its product as uncharacterized. The record is from RefSeq and is a predicted model, not a curated record. Bases 61 to 777 code for a protein of 238 amino acids. Lineage: Eukaryota; Viridiplantae; Streptophyta; Magnoliopsida; Asparagales; Asparagaceae. The transcript has 8 exons.